Molecule: messenger RNA, 4342 nt
Organism: Hippoglossus stenolepis (Pacific halibut)
Lineage: Eukaryota; Metazoa; Chordata; Actinopteri; Pleuronectiformes; Pleuronectidae
Gene: cdc42ep4b
Product: CDC42 effector protein (Rho GTPase binding) 4b
Exons: 2
Coding region: 433-1440 (335 amino acids)
Source: RefSeq, a predicted model, not a curated record
CGGGGGUGAGGCUGGGAGGAGGAGGAGGAGGAGGAGGAGGGCCGCUUCAUGCGCCACAGUAAACCGACGCUGGAGCUCCGACACGGCGGGCUGUCCUGCUCCAACUCCGCCGAGGAAACUUAACCUCCAUUACUUUUUUCUUUACGACGCAGCAGCCGCUUCACCUGGAGUUUCACUGAGACUUCUCUUCCGCGUUCACGGAAAGUUCCCGGGAAUAUAAAGUGAAACUUUCCCUCCGCUUGGCGCGUGAAGGUCGAUCCAACUGUGGAAUGAAAUCCGAGCUCGAGGACCAGAAUGGCUGCCCACAUUAAACACCUGGAAUUAUACUUGCUUUGACAACAUCUCACACAACCGCCAAAAAAACUCUCUGAACUCUCCCGUGCACCUUCACAACCUGGUUUGACUUCUGCCUGCAAGCGAGAGGCUGCCAUCAUGCCUAUUCUCAAGCAGCUGGUGCACAACUCCAGCCAAUCGAAGCGGCGGUCUCGGGCCGACCUGACCGCCGAGAUGAUUAGCGCUCCCCUGGGGGACUUCCGCCACACGAUGCACGUGGGCAGAGGGGGCGACGCCUUCGGGGACACUUCGUUUCUUAGCACCCGAUCGGGGGAACCUCCGAGGGAGCCAGAGACGAAGCAGAGCUCCCCGGGGCCCAAACCGGGGUUGCUGUCCCGCACCUUCAGAAGCAGCAAGCGCUCUCAGUCAGUAAACAGAGGAGACAAGUACGAAUACAAUACGAUGGCUCCCUCCGGUGGCUCAUCCAACUAUGUGAAAAACGCCAUAUCCUUACCUUACCUCAACGAGGAGGACACGAACAGAAGCAACCACCUGACGAAGAGCGUUUCUUCCAGCCCCAUGAAGAAGCUCACAGAGAUCGACAGCAAGCCGAGUAACGGAGCAGCAGCGAUGGCGACGCUCGAUGCGGAGUUUGAUGAGCGUAACUUUGGCGAACUCACAGAUUUGCCUCCAUCCAUGCCCAGGGGAGGCGGCAUGAAGCACGCAGAGUCUAUGAUGUCCUUCCACAUCGACUUGGGGCCCUCCAUGCUCGGGGAUAUCUUGAGCGUGAUGGAAAAGAAAGGCUGGGAGGAGGACGACCUCGGCUACGAGGAAGGCAAGAGCAGCGAGGGCCGUGCAUCGCCCUCCCUCAUACCCCACAUCGAUGAUGAUGAUGUGGAGGAGCAGGCCCCUGCGAGGCCACCCCGCAGCAUGUACCAGCAGAAGGCCGUGGUGGACCCCUACACCCCGGAGCUACAAACCAGGAGCAACCACCACAACAUGGAUAGCUGCUCUGUGUCCAGCGCCGGCUCGGCCACAGAGGAGAAAGCUCAGUACCACAUCCACGACGGCGACACGGACAGUGCAAAGUACAGUUCGCCACGCGGGGAGGAGGACAGAGAUUUCACCUUCAUGGACGACGAAGAUGAUGAUGAGAUCCGAGUGUAGACGAAGCUGCUCUGGCCAAACAGAGUUUUCCAAUGACACUAAUUGAGACGACGAGGUGUCGGGGCAAUGACGAGCUGGGAAAAGGCAGGGGAAGGAUUUGGAAGCAGGGCCACAUCUGUUUUAAGCUUCUCGUAGAAACUCUGCACACUUUGUCAACGUCAUAAAUAAAACCAAUUAAGCCUUAUUCACUGUGCUGUAGCAAGGAGAUGUGAGCGGAGUGCACGCUGAGAGUGCAGACAGACUGGGUCACUAAGUUGCACUCUCCAAACUUCUGGGUUUGUUGAUUGUUGCAGUUUUUUUGCACCAUCAAACCCUGGACUAUUAUUAUUAUUAUUAUUAUUAUUAUUAUUGCAAAAUUCGUUUUUUAAAAAACAAACCGGCUUCUGUCGUUGAACUCUGUCAUGUAAACUCUCAACUGUGCAUCUGCAAAGAGGAAAGAAACCAGCGAGCUGCUGGUUAUGAGCUUCAGACUCGUUUAAAGAAGUAAAGGGUAACCACGAGGUUGGAGAAGUGUAAACCCAGCUGUCAAUCACAUGGAUAUCACAUUGGGAGCGUGAUGUGUGAGAUGAGCUGACGGACGUGCGGGGGUCACACUCUCACUGUGGAUCUGUUCUACACAUUCUGAGGGAAACGGCGAGAAGUGAAACUCCUGAUGUCUUUGUAAUCGCUGCGUGUGGGAGUGAUCACGAAGCUUCAUUUGCCAAGAACAAUAUUUUGGCAUAGACACUAAAUAGAGAAAGUUGUGAUUACUUUUGUUCUCGUCUGAAUUAAUGGGAGGAUUUCUGCCUUUUUGUUUUUUACUAUAUUUUAUGUACAUAUAGUAUCUGGAGGUCGGUCUUCACAGUAGCUUGUUGUAUUUGAGGUAGUUUAUCAUUUUGCGGCUGUUUUCUUUGGCAACUUCUUCGUAUUUAUUCAUUAACUCUCACAAGGGAUGGAUCAGUCUUAACGUGCACUGCUAGGUCUUAAAACUUUUGAUUACAGCUUUUUUCCGAUGAGAUUAAUUUCUUACAGAAACGUGACGGUACCACACAGGGAGAGUCGGCUUGUUUGCAUCCACCAGGGGACUUAACGGCGAGGACUAAACGCAUCACUUCUGCAAUCGCUAUCAUGCUAAAGCUGCAUUAGUUGAUAAUAGAUUAAGGAAAUCACUCCAUGGGGAGUGUCUGCAUUUUUUAAUUUGCAAAAAAAACAAUAAGAAUUGUCAGAAGAGUUUUGUACGUGUUGUGUGUCCUGUGCUAAAAACAGGACAGAGGUGGAGAUUGUGGGGAAGCUGUGUGUGUGUGUGUGUCGCGUCUGUGUCGUCACAUUGAAGUUGGUCGGAUUAGCAGGUCGGCAGAGAGACGUAGGAGAUGUUUUGUAAAGGAGUCGAUGCAGUAGAAACAGGGUCAAACUGUCCAGCUACACAUCCUGUCUUAUUCGCCACGUGUCCACGUUUGUCUCCGAGGGCAGAGGGAGGACGCCGCAGCAUGAGCAGACACUUAUCAGAGAGCAGCUACUUAACAGUUCGGGCAUCAGGUGUGACCUCGACACGUGAUGAUAACCACACUCCUCCAAACAACCCGAAUCACACAGUGGGACGAGAUGAUUAAAUCAACCAAUCAUCUGGCCUUUCCCGGUCUUACUCAUUAAAUGUGUGAGAUUAUCGGCCCCCCCCACCAGCUGGAACCGGCCCAGGAACAGCAGGGUCAGGAGCAGACAGGUGGGCAGCUGGUUCUUUUUGGGUGUUUUAGUUGUUUUUUGUACAGCGCCGGCUCGUUCAGCCGUCUCCUCCGGGUUCCCCCUCAGUUAUAAAUUAGGCCGAACGAGGCGUACGUGUCCUUUUUUUUUUCCGUGUCCGUGAUUAAUGUCUGACCUUUUUUAUUUUGUGUUAGAAAGCUAAUUGCCACGUUUGAAAAAUGGGAGCAUUGGAUUUCCUGUUGUGGCGCUGACGCCAGGGGGGCGUGUCCGCAGAAUCCGGAUGCCAAGCUUUUUCUGCCUCUGGGUUCUUUUCUCUUUUUUUCCUACAUGAACAGGUUGUGAGAAGAUGUGAGAUGAAAAGCAACCUGGAGGAAAUUUGCCAAGUAUGUUCUAGCCAUGUUUUUUCGGCUGACGUUAGGAGGUUUUUUUCGUUUCUGUGUAGAUUAUAUGCAGUAUGAUUUGAGUCAGGUCGCUUCAGGGGCCAAAUGACAGCUGUCUUUUUACUUCCUUUUGGAUCCAUUGUGUAAUAUGUGGUUCGUGGAGCAGCUGCAAUCCUUCACACAAAUAAAAAAGAACCAACAGAAUCGCUCCCUGUCCGCCGCCGUCUUAAUCAAAUCAUGUAAAUACAAGUUGUGCCAUUGAUUAUUACAGAAAACAAUCUUUGCCAUCAGCGGACUUUGUGGUACGAGUGUGGGAACCGGACGAAUGUUAGUGGCUUUGACACUAAACUGCAUCUGUGGCCAAAUCGUAUUUGCACAUUUAAGAAAAAAUUCCAAUUUUUAAUAGCGAAUUAUUGCAAAGUCUGAAGUAUUACUCUGAAAUACUGUCUUGCGAGUGUCUCAACUUUCUGGCGUUUUCCGUGUGUCUCUGUGGGAAACGCCUCAGUUAAACAGAAGAAACCAUAUAAAGGAAUUUGCAAAUACAUUCUGCCCCAGGUCGGCUUUAAAGUUUCCCGGAAUCCCAACAGCUGCGGGUUUGGUGUGCGGCAAAAAAAAAAAAAAGAUAAGGACUGUAAGAAACAACUGGCUCAAAGUUCAGCUGUAGAAUGUGUUUCCUUUUUUUUUCUAUUCAGUGGCUGUAGUGUUAUGCCAAGUAUGUACUGUUUUCUCUUUCUACUCCUCACUCUGGUUUUACAGUAUAUUAAUAUAUUUACUUUUCUCACUCUCCUUUUCUUUGAAAUAACAGCUAUAUUUUUCAAUAAAAAGAGAAAGCUGGUAAUCUUUAA